AUGGAAGCUGUGUCCGCCUCUGUAGCACAGAUCCAUGAGCAGCUGCUGGAAUUCCAGGAUUUUCGGAAAAUGCUUGGCAGGAUUGAAAGGUCCAUCGACUUGCUGCGCAGUGGUGACCUGGGCUCAGCAUCCAAAUCCGUGGAUGUUUCGAGACGUCGCAAGAUGUCAGGUGCGAGCGCAGCAAGCCGCAGUGAUGUCAAGGAAUCGAUGAUCAAGCUGGGAGAGCGAGAGCGCUCACAUUCCAAUCUCAGUGAGAGCGCGUCACGCACUCCUUCCAUGCACAAAAUCAUAGACGUGCUGGAGGAACACACAGCGCGGGUUCUCCAACAGCAACAUCGCCGCAAGGCAAGCAAGGGAAUCAGCGAGCGUAGCGAGGAACCUCUGCAAGCUGAUCAGCCUCUUGCUGAUGUCAUUGGCCUUCACCAGCCAAGCAACUCUCCUCCGUCUUCGAGAAGUGGUCAGCCAAAAGCUGUAUCCUAUCAAGCAUCGGCUUCAAUGUCCUGUGUGUCCAUCCUGUCCCUAAGACAUCCUGAUUCAGUGGGUGCAGCACAGCCAGCUGAUAAAAUCGAAACGGUCCGCACAUGUCGCAGAAAAUCUUUGGACGAGCUGCAAGCUACUCACGACGCAGCCAUAACAGCCACAGUAGCCAAUGGGCUUGCGUGCGAUAGCCUCAAGCUGACCACCAGCAAUCCUCGAUGCAUCUCGCUGGUGGGUGAUAGUGCGCUUCCUCAUCUCGGUUGGUUACUCCUCUCCUUCGUCGGAAUCCUGGAUUUGUAUGAGGGAUCGCGAUGGCGCAUGCUUGCGCGCUGCAUUCUGGCGAUACAGAUAAUGAUCAUUUGCGGGGCUUCCUUUGUGCUAAGUCUGUGGCGCGGCGGCGUGCAGGAAAUUGAGCCCUUGAUCUCAACCGUGCUAUAUUUGCUGGGUGCACUACUGGCAACCGUGAGCCUCCGCCGGUCUGGGAUCACACGCCUCCUCGGCCCCUUUGAACAUGUGCUUGAUGAUUAUGCAGCUGAGAAUGACUACUUGGAGGAGUGGAGAAAGCUUUCCAAGCUUCGCCUGCUGCAAAUCCUCAGCAUUUUUGUGCUGAUGCUGGGUAGCCGAGCUGCUGCCUUGUUGUUCACUGUGCAGCCAAGCUAUGGGAAGCUGAUGCAAAUUCCAGAACAAGAUGCUGCGACCAUCGUGACAUUUACUGUCAUGGCGGCAUGCUACUGCACUGCGUGCUACUGCACUUUGCACAUAACUGCUGGACUAGAAUUGGCAGUGGAUAGUUUUGCAGUGCGAUGCUUCAACACGAGUAACAUUGACGCCGCGAUCGUUGAGUGGAACCUUGUACAGGCUACGUUGCGAAGGACUUCCUGCAAGUUGAGUGAGUUUUUAGUGGUGAUGGCCUCCUCCUGCAUCAUUUCACUGAUCCUAUUUGCCUAUCAGGUCUUCUCGUUGAACUUGUCAGACUCAUAUUACACAGCUCUGGACGUGGUGCUUUGGCUUGGGUGGCUAUAUCCUCCCGCGCUGCUCUUUCUCUACAGCCUUUCAAGUGCCGCUGCAGUCACGGAAAAGGUUGACCGACUUGCACCCUUGGUGAAUUCUUGGACUUUCGACGAGCGGGACCUAUUGGAUGAAUCCCGUCACUACAUGGUUCAGUAUAUCUUGCAAAGUCGAGCAGGCUUCUAUACAAAAGGGGUCCGACUUACUGCUUCCAACGUCCAGAAGAUAUGCUACUAUUUCGCAGCUGGUUCCUUCGGUCUUCUUGCAAAUUUCUGGCAGCACUGA
Molecule: messenger RNA, 1770 nt
Organism: Symbiodinium pilosum
Lineage: Eukaryota; Dinophyceae; Suessiales; Symbiodiniaceae
Source: the annotation of a GenBank genome assembly